ACGGCACCUGCCUUACCACCAAACUCCGGGAGGACCUCCGCCUCUCCUCCUCCUCCUCCACAGCCUACUCAUUGCACUAUUGUCCCAUUGCCCUAAAGUACAGUAGUUCCACCUCUCUCCUCCAUCUCCAUGCCCUUUCUCCGACUGCUCCACCACUCCACUCAUCGUGCCCACAUUUGAUACCCUAAUUCUCCACUUCCCCCAAAUGACCUCUCCGACCCCAAAAAGAAACGACUGAUCGUGGGACCACUAAUUGCACCCGAUAUUUUCCGCCGAAAUUUUCUGCUACAAAUUAAAAGAGAUCCUCCUGUCCUUUUGGACUUGGCCUCCGUCUUCCCGAACCCGUUCAAUCCGUCAAUUAGAUUUGGAGAAAAUGGCAGACGACCGUUCAUCAAAGGACCUGGAAACAGGCGAGGGCUACUCCAGAAAAUUGGAACAACAACCCAGUGCUGAUGGUGCCCAAACUCAGAACCUCGAGACUGCCCAACAUGGCGAGAAGGGUGUCGAGGUUCUCAAUUGGGACGGGCCAAACGAUCCUGACAACCCCUUCAAUUGGUCCCGGAAGUACAAAUGGCUACUUACGAUAACUACUUGCUUCAUUUCGAUCCUGACUGGUUUGCCAGCAGGCUCCUAUGGUGCAGGUGAUGCGGGUAUGGAGGCGAAGUUUCACAUCAGCCAACAGCAUUUCCCGUGGUUGUUUUGGGCAACGACCUCAUGGAAUAUUGGAGCUGCGACUUUCCCCUUACUAUUUGUUCCGUUGACGGAGAAUUCUGGACGAAUGCCUGGCUACUUUAUCUCUUACAUUGUCUUCCUCAUCUUCUUGUUUCCGUCGGCGUUUGCGCAGAACUUUGCCACCAUGAUCGUCACACGUCUGAUUGGCGGUGGAGCUUCGUCUGUCUCGAUUAACAUUGUCGGUGGCACAAUUAGCGACAUCUGGAAAGGACCAAAAGAGCGAAGUAUUCCCAUGUCAAUUUUCGGUAUGACCUCGGUCAUAGGUAUCGCUUUGGGUCCUUUUAUCGGUGGUGCUAUCCAGCGAAACCUUGACUGGCGAUGGAUCUACUAUAUUCAGAUCAUCUUCGACGGUGGCUGUCUCCCAAUCUUCUGGUUCAUUCUCAAGGAAACCCGUGGCGACGUGAUUCUUGCUCGAAAAGCCAAGAAGCUCCGCAAGUCCACUGGCCGGAACAUUUAUGCCAAGGCUGAACUGACCCGGGACAGCAUCCCCAAGAUGCUUAAGAUCUCUUUUACUCGUCCAACCAAGAUGCUUUUCACCGAGUGGGUCGUAUUCUCCUUCACAAUCUGGGUCUCCUUCGCUUGGGGUAUUCUUUUCCUCUUUUCCCAGAGUAUCAGCCAAACGUUUUCCACCAAUUACGGUUUCUCUGUCUUCCAGACCAGCAUGAUCCAGCUCGCUAUCUCCUUUGGUGCUAUUGUUGGCACCAUCAUAAACCCUCUCCAAGAUCGCCUCUACCUAUCUUCAGCCAGGAGGAACAAGGAGACCCCUGGCAGGCCAAUUCCAGAGGCACGUCUCUACUUUUCCGUUCCGGGUAGCUUAUUGUUCACGGCAGGCCUGUUCUGGUACGGUUGGUCUAGCUAUCCCCACGUCCCAUGGCCUGUCCCCGCCCUGGGAAUUGGCUGUGUUGGCCUGGGAAUUUACUCAAUCUACCUGGCUGUCGUCAACUACCUUGCGGAUGCGUAUGAAAAGUACGCUGCCUCUGCCCUGUCCGCGGCCAGUUUGGGCAGAAACACGUUUGGUGCCUUCUUGCCCCUAGCAUCCCCCGCUCUUUAUACCAAUGUGGGCUUCCAGUGGGGCUCGUCUCUCCUUGGGUUUAUUGGCCUUGUUCUCUCUCUUGCUCCAGUCCUUCUCUUUUUCAAGGGUGAGGAGAUCAGACAACGUAGCCCGUUCAUGUCUGAGGCCACCUUCGACGAGGCAGAGGGCCUAUCACGACGGAGCUCUCUCCGACAUCCUCCAAAAGAGCUCCGUCAAGACCACACCGUGGGUGGGGCAGUGCCUAACGCACCGCAGAUUUGAAUCGCACGAAUGUAACGAGGAAAAUUCUUGAGCUCAUCGGAAAAUCAAAAAAAGGAGCCAAGAAAGGGUUUCCCUCCCCUCUUCUCUAUAAAUAUGAGAAUCUAGGACUUUCUUAUACGCUCUCAGAUUCAUUUGGAUGCAUUAUGUUUUGGCGCUCACGGAGAGAGUCCUAUUUUGUUUUACAUGUAUUUGUACCAUCCCAAUUUCUUGAUAGGGUGUCUUGUAGUUUUUCUUUUGGAAUACUGAAUACUAUAUGAGGAC
Xylona heveae TC161 is the source of this 2287-nucleotide messenger RNA. RefSeq names its product MFS general substrate transporter. The transcript has 6 exons. NCBI's taxonomy places the organism in Eukaryota, Fungi, Ascomycota, Xylonomycetes, Xylonales, Xylonaceae. The coding region runs from base 374 to 2026 and encodes 550 amino acids. Gene Ontology annotation, molecular function: transmembrane transporter activity. Gene Ontology annotation, biological process: transmembrane transport. The record is from RefSeq and is a predicted model, not a curated record.